Molecule: messenger RNA, 5176 nt
Organism: Anolis sagrei ordinatus
Lineage: Eukaryota; Metazoa; Chordata; Lepidosauria; Squamata; Anolidae
Gene: SACK1H
Product: family with sequence similarity 83 member H
Biological process (GO): positive regulation of cell migration; intermediate filament cytoskeleton organization; protein localization to cytoskeleton
Cellular component (GO): keratin filament
Molecular function (GO): keratin filament binding; protein kinase binding
Source: RefSeq, a predicted model, not a curated record
GAGGGGAGGAGGGAGAAAGAGAGAGAGUGCGAGAGAGAGAGAGAGAGAGAGCCUCUUCUUCCGCCGCCCGUCCCGGCUCACCUGGGCAGCUCUCCCCCCUGUUCUGCCAUGGCCCGCCGGUCGCAGAGCUCCUCGCAGGGUGACAACCCGCUGGACCCUAACUACCUCCCACCACACUACAAGGAAUACUACCGGCAGGCGCUGGACGCGCUGACCGAGGAGGGUCCCGAGGCCUACCAGCGCUUCCUGGAGGAGGAGGGCGUCCCGGACUUCCUGUGCCCCUCGGAGGUCGACCACAUCACGCGGCACCUGCAGCAGCCCCAGCAUGUUGUCCAAGAGGGGGGUGGGGGGGCUGGGGAGGGAGGGGGUGGCGGCGGGGAAGGCAGCGGAGGGGGCAGUGGGGGCUCCGCGCCCCCCAAUGACACAGACCUGGACGGCUCAUCGGGGACCUACUGGCCAAUGAACUCCGACCUGGCCGUUCCGGAGCUGGACCUGGGCUGGCCGAUGGUCUUUGGCUUCCGGGGAACAGAGGUGACCACACUGGUGCAGCCCCCACCCCCGGACAACCCCAGCAUCAAGGAGGAAGCCCGGCGUAUGAUCCGCGCGGCGCAACAGGUGGUGGCCAUCGUGAUGGAUGUCUUCACGGAUGUGGACCUCCUGGCCGAGGUGCUGGAUGCAGCCGCCCGCCGGGUGCCCGUCUACAUCUUGCUGGAUGAGAUGCAGGCCCAGCUCUUCCUGGACAUGGCCGCCAAGUGCCGAGUCAACCUCAACUACGUGGAUUUCCUGAGGGUCCGCACAGUCUCCGGCCCCACCUACUACUGCCGCACUGGGAAGUCCUUCAAGGGCCACGUCAAGGAGAGGUUCCUGCUGGUGGACUGCAUGGUGGUGUUGAGUGGCAGCUACAGCUUCAUGUGGUCCUUUGAGAAGAUCCACCGCAGCAUCGCCCACAUCUUCCAGGGGGAGCUGGUGGCCAGCUUCGACGAGGAGUUUCGGAUCCUGUUUGCACAGUCAGAGCCCCUGGUGCCCCCGGCCAACGUCCUGGUGAAGGCAGCAGAGACCCCGCUGGGACCCUAUGGGAUGAUGCCCUUUGGGGGCCACCCGCCCUUCUUCCCAAAGAAGCCCCACCCGCUGCUCUUCCCCCGGGAGGAGAGCCUCUUCCCGGGCCCCUUCGCGGACAGGGUGGACCCGGACCGGUACUUCCUGUCCUCCUUCCGGAGGGAUGACAUGCUGCGGCACACAAUGGAGGGUUCGGCAAUGCGCAUGUACGCCAAGAAGGCGGAGCUGGAGAGCGCGCAGCUGGACCCCGGCCGUGGCUUCCUCCGUACCCGGCAGAUGGAGAUGGACGCCUUCAAGCGGCACAGUUUUGCCGAGGGCACCUUCGAGAACUUCACCUCCUCCAAGCAGUUCUCCAGGCAGAUGUUUGCCAACAAUCUGGACGACUUCAAAAUCCAGUCCAGCCAUUUCCAGAAGGACCAGUUUUACCAGUACCAGUUUGAGCCCCCGCACGGUGCUCACAGGCCCCAGGGGCUCUUUGAAAGGAUACGGGGAGGCCGCCCCGGAUUCAAUGAGCCACCUGAGGACUUUGCGGACGGUUUCCGGUACCCCGAGCUAGAGUCCAGCUUCCCCCAGGAAGGCUUCCCUCUGCGGCUGGAUUACGUGCCGUCCAACUCCUCCAAGGAAGUGCGGCACGGCUCCGAUCGCAUGAACCCCGGCGGGAACGGCCUCCAAGGCUUGUCGUCUCUCCUCCGGAGACAGAACAUGGGGCAGAAGUUCCUGUGCCAGACGUCCCCAACUCAGAAGCAGAGCCUGGAGCAGAGACUCUUCUUCCAGGAGCAGGACCAGGAGGCUGAGCACGACAAGAAGGCCCAGGAGAACCGGGCCGGCCUGCGCAACUGGAGGAUCUCCUCGUACCUGAGUGGCUGCCAGCCGGAGACGGGCGAGGAGGGGGCCCCAGCACCCAUAGAGCCUGAGGGCCACAGCGAGGGGCCACCCCCCACGGAAGCCCUUUUCCCCAGGUAUCCCAGCGACCUCCUCUUCCCCUCUUUCAAAGCCCCCCUGUCUCUCUCCAGCUCCAAGGAGUCGGGGGCCGGAACCGAGGAGGCCCUGGGGGUCCCGAAGCAGGACUCUUUCCGGAGCAGGAUCAACCCCUUGAUCCAGAGGACCUCUCGCCUCAGGUCUUCCCUUAUUUUCAGUGCUGCCAAGUUAGACCAGCCCAAUGCUUCGGCCGAGAAAACGCUCCAGAUGGUACAGAAAGAACAGACGACCAGCGAGAGCACAAACGACAGCGAGACAGUAAAGACCAGCACCUCCAAAGUGGCCGAGCUGCUCGAGAAGUACAAGACGGUGGGCAAAGACUCGGAAAGGACCACCGUCAGCCAGACCAAGGCCAUGUCCGCUUUCCUCCAAGAAGAAAGCCAGGGCAGCGAGAAAAGGAGCACCAAGUCGGUGCAGUACAAGAUCCUGGAGAGCAGCGUGGUGGAGGCCAAGGACUCUUUCCACAACUACAAGUUGCUCUCGGACUCAGAGGGGCAGUUUGGGGGCACCCCCCCGGCCGGCCAGCUCACGGAAGGGCUCAGCAAAGACCCCACAUCGCAGGUCGGCAGCCAAAUGGACAAACUGUCCUCUCGGUUCUAUCCGGUGGACAAGAAGCCCAGCCCUUCCGAGAAGGAGAGCCUCAUUUUUGUUGGAGAAACACAGUCGCUCACUGCCCCAGAAAGGAAAGAGAAGCCGGCCUUCCCUAGUGACGUGCACAGCCCGUCCGAAACGGAAUCAAAAAAGCCCUCCCCAGAGCAAACCAGCCCCUCUCUGGCCCCCGAAGGGCCCCUCAAGAGCCCCGAGGGCCCUCCCGCCAAGCCAGAGGAAGAGGGUAGCAAGCAGGAGCAGAGUCCCAGGGAGUUCUUCAGGAAGGGCUCCCUCCGGCUGAAGCAGCUGCUGAGCCCCAAAGCGGAAAGGAAGCCCGACGAUGACCUUGGCCCUGAGAACUGGAAGCCAGACCGGCCGAACACGGCAGCGGCGGUCAAGAGGCUCUCCAAGAGCGACUACCCCGAGAUGAUCGAGGAGGAGGAGAAGACCCCAAAGCUGGGCCCACCAGCCCCUGCCCUCAAGGGGGGCAGCCAGCCACGCUUGCCCCUGUCCACCGCCAACGUCCUCUACAGCAGCAACCUCCGCGACGACACCAAGGUCAUCCUGGAGCAGAUCUCGGCCAACAGCCAGAAGAACCGGGCCGAGCUGGCCAGGCAGCAGCUCCCGGGGGCUGGCAACCCGGAGCUCUCCAAGUCCACCACCAGCCUGGACCACAGGGUGUCCGAAGAGCGGGGCUCGGCCGGGACAGGGAUCAGCCGGUCGGAGAGCUUUGGCCACCACCACCGGCGGGGGCUUCAGAAGGAGCAGCACCCCGAGGACCGGGAGUCCCUCCUCAAGCGCAUGGAGAGCAUGAGGAAGGAGAAACGGGUCUACAGCCGCUUCGAGGUGUUCUGCAAGAAGGACGACCCGAGCGAGGAGCUGGACGGCGACAUGGACGCCAAGGACAAGAAGAUGAGCAAGUUCAUGCCCAAGCUCCUGGGCACCUUCAAGACCAAAAAGUGACCUUAGUUCCACCCUGGUGCUGGACUCUUCACUCUCCCAGAGGGACCUUUGUUGGUGGGCAGCCCUCACAGGGGGGGACACGAGGGCCACGGGGAGGGGGUGGCAGGACAGGGAAAGACUGACUGCCGCCCGGACGGUGGCCAGGGGCCUUCAAGCCCAACACCACCUGCCUUCUUUGUGGGGGAUCCAAGCAGAGCAGAGCACCUUCGCCUCUCUCUGAGGACAAUUUGGCUGCUGCUGGUGGUAGUGGUGGUGGUGGGAUGGGGGGCAACCAAGGGGUCUUCUAUCUAGCCUUUUCUGCUCAGGACUGUGCCUUCUGCCUCAGGGUCUGCCUCAGGCAUGGUGCCUCUUCUCUUACCAGGUGUGCCUUUCCCCUUGACGAGCACUGACACACCCUUGUGCCUUUUCCCUGGAGCCUCCUGUGGAGGGAAGGAGGGAGGGGGCAGGGUCUUCUGCGAGGGUGGGGGGAUAUCAGGAUGGGUUGGGGUUAGUGGUGGCCAUGGCAACGGAGCGUCCAGAUGACCACAAACCUCCCCCUCCCUGCCCCACGCUGGGCAGCAGGCAGGACCCGUGUUCAAUGUACUGUCGAAGGCUUUCAUUGCCGGAAUCACUGGGUUGUUGCUGUUUUUUCCGGGCUGUAUGGCCAUGUUCUAGAGGCAUUUUCUCCUGACGUUUCGCCUGCAUCUAUGGCAAGCAUCCUCAGAGGUAGUGAGGUCUGCUGGAACUAGGAAAAUGGGUUGAUAUCUGUGUGGAAUGACCAGGGUGGGACAAAGGACUCUUGUCUGCUGGAGCUAGGUGGGAAUGUUUCAACUGACCAUAAUAUGCUGUGUCCAACUGGCCUGGACACACCAUAUGAUUUGAGAGCACAGAAAUGCUGGACCACUUGUCAAGCUAAGGUGCAACUUGACAGAAGCGAAAUGCUAGAUCCACCAGACACAGCUCUGAAAUCAAGGACUCUGGAGACUUUGGUUACAAAAGAAAACUCAGUUGACUAAGCACAGGAAAACACGUCCAUCUACAGCGAGCGACACACAAAACCGAAAGUCAAAACAGAACUUUGCAGCGGUUAGUCUUUCUUGCUCCAAGCGGCAACUCCCUAGAAGUUCUCAGCAGAAGAAGAGAGCUUCUCUUAAGGUCACUUCAUCACAGCCUCAACAUAAACAUUUCAGCACAGCAUUUCCAUUCUCAGUGGCAUCCAUAUUUGCGACACAAGAAUUACAUUUAAAACUAAUACACAUAAUACAUAUAAUUCUGACACCACUCUCACCACCACCAUGUCAGGCUGCACAGAGAAGCCAUUGAAAUACACAAGAAGCAGGUGGACAAUUUCAACAGAAAGGAGGAAACCAUGAAAAUGAACACAAUCUGGCCACCAGUAUUAAAAAAAAACUCUAAAAUUACAACAGCACAAGAACAGAGAAGAAACAAUCAGGGACAUCUAAUCACCUCUCAAAAAAAGAUUGCCCCAGGCUCUGCCAGGCCAUCAAAUGCUCAUCAAGGUGGUCAGUGGAAACAUUCACACCUAGCCCCAGCAGACAAGAGUCCUUUGUCCCACCCUUGUUCUUCCAUGGAUAUAUCAACCCAUUUUCCU